Molecule: messenger RNA, 1067 nt
Organism: Zychaea mexicana
Lineage: Eukaryota; Fungi; Mucoromycota; Mucoromycetes; Mucorales; Lichtheimiaceae
Exons: 3
Coding region: 143-928 (261 amino acids)
Biological process (GO): lipid metabolic process
Source: RefSeq, a predicted model, not a curated record
AAGGACAUGUGGUCGUGCCUUCGUCGGUUCCCUUUGGAACCAAAAGAAAAGGGAACAGAUAAGAGCGGCGGGGGUGACACUGUCAAGGAUGACGUUAGAAAUAAGGUAGAACUUGCGACCCUGGUACCGCCUGAUCCCACCCAUGCUGCUUACUAUGCUGGUAGCCAAUUUUGCUGCUUCGUGGUAUGCUACAUUCUCGGGUCAAGAUGCCUUUGAUAUCCAAGAAAAGCGUCCAGGCUUGUUUUUCGUGUUUUUCGUUUUCGCCGUGGUGGUGUUGACGUUCGUAAUUAAUGGCUUGGGGUAUAUUUUGCAACUGAUAUACGUCCUUACCUAUGGUGGUGGAUACUAUGAUCCGGACGAAUGGCGAUUACUGAUGUCCCAUCCAAUUCUUGCAACGUCGUACAAUGACUUUUGGAACUAUCGCUGGCACCAACUUUUUCGAUGCAUUUGGCUUGCUAUCCCUUUCCGACCCGUUCUUCUACUUUUAAAAAACAACACCAACAACAGCAAUCCAGAGAAGAAGCAGCAACAGAGCAGCCAAGCCAGUCUCGCGCUAGCCACACUCGCAGUCUUUUUUGUGUCCGGUCUCAUGCACGAAUACUUGAUUUUAUGUGGCUCGGGCGUUCGCGCUUAUUGGAAUGAAUUGAUUGGCCAAGAGUGUUUGUUUUUCACCUUGCACGGCAUGGCGGUUAUCCUGGAACGAGCUGUGCAGCCUUACCUCAAAGUGCAAACGGGUGUACUUGCAGAUACCUUGAAGCGGAUCUGGGUGAUUUGGUUCGCUUUUCGUACAUUCCCUCUGUUCCUGAAUGGGUUCGCAUACUGGGAGCUGUGGCACGCCAAUCCGUUCAACAUGUUUACACCCUACUUUUUGGAGAACGUGUGGCGAAAAUACACCAUUUUGCAUGCUUUUUGUGGAAGUUAUCUUUAGACUGCUGUAAGCAUUUUACUAUAAGGGCCUUGUUUAGAUUGAACGGUAUAGAACUUUUAUAUCUUUAUAUAUAUAUAUAUCCCUAUUUUUUUCUCGACCACUACAAUAAAGUUUUGUUACUAACAGACAGUAGUUCGAU